AUGGCAGCCAUGACAUCGCAGAAAAAUUCAAACUACGGGAUGCAGCUGGAUCAGAACUAUGGCAACAUUACAGCGAAUUUUGAGCGGCUAUCUGAUGUAGUACAAUCCGAAUCUCCAUUGAAUCAGGAAUGCUUACGAGAUCUUCGGACAACCAAUCCUUACGAUGACAAGAGUCGCAUCCAAGCGACUAAUGGAGGACUGCUGAAAGACUCAUACCGCUGGAUUCUCGACAACGAGGAGUUCAAGCAAUGGCAGAACAGCCAAGGCACUCUGCUCUGGAUCAGGGGCGAUCCUGGCAAAGGCAAAACAAUGCUUCUCUGUGGCAUAAUCGACGAAAUUCCAGGUAUUUCUGAAGAGGAUACGAGUAUCUCGUUCUUUUUCUGCCAGGCAACUGAUCCAAGGAUCAACACCGCAACUGCUGUGCUUCGCGGCCUAAUCUUCUCGCUCAUCCUGAAAAAGCCAUCACUUCUCUCUCAUGUGCGAGUGAAGUAUGAACAAACUGGCAAACAGCUUUUUGAUGAUAUCAAUGCCUGGGGUGCCCUGACAGAUAUUCUCACCGAUAUCCUGGACGAAUUGGCCUGCACCUAUUUGUUAGUCGACGCACUAGACGAAUGCACGACAGGGCUAUCCUCACUUAUCGACUUCAUCAUUCAACAUUCAGCUGCAAAUCAGCGAGUAAAAUGGGUCGUUACGAGCCGCAAUUGGCCUGAAAUCUAUGAACCUCUUCAAAUCGCAACUGGUGUAACUCCGAUCUCGCUUGAGCUAAACGAAUCGUCUGUAUCCGAAGGCGUGAAUAGCUUCAUUCAGCAUAAGGUUAGUCAACUAGCCGUGCUGAAGAAGUACAAUGAUGAGACUCAACAUGAGAUCGGCCAGUAUCUGUCUUCAUAG
This is a messenger RNA of Penicillium cosmopolitanum, 888 nucleotides long. Its product is annotated as NACHT nucleoside triphosphatase. The record is from RefSeq and is a predicted model, not a curated record. The coding region runs from base 1 to 888 and encodes 295 amino acids. NCBI's taxonomy places the organism in Eukaryota, Fungi, Ascomycota, Eurotiomycetes, Eurotiales, Aspergillaceae. The transcript is spliced from 2 exons.